AAAUAGGAACUCACUGUCUCUUCCCACUUCAAACAAACCAGACCACCAUCACUCUCUUUUCUUCUCCUGCUUCAUCUUCUUGAUUCAAACAUUAUACACUUAACGGAUUAAGAAAAUGAGGCUUUUGAAAGUAGCAACCUGCAACUUGAACCAAUGGGCAAUGGAAUUUGACUGUAAUUUAAAGAACAUAAAAGAGUCCAUUAUUAAGGCUAAAGAAGCUGGUGCAGCUAUUAGACUUGGUCCUGAGCUUGAAGUCACUGGCUAUGGCUGUGAAGAUCACUUCCUUGAACUUGAUACCGUCACCCAUUCAUGGGAUUGCUUGAAAGAGAUUCUUACUGGAGAUUUGACAGAUGGGAUACUAUGCAGCAUUGGGAUGCCGGUGAUCAACGGAUCGGAACGUUACAAUUGUCAAGUUUUAUGCAUGAACAGAAAAAUCAUAAUGAUUCGUCCAAAGCUGAGGCUGGCCAAUGAUGGAAAUUACAGAGAAUACAGAUGGUUCAAGGCAUGGAAGCAAAAAUACCAGCUUGUUGAUUUUCAACUCCCUACUGAUGUUGCUGAAGCUAUUUCCCAGACAUCUGUUCCUUUUGGCUACGGCUACGUUCAAUUCUUGGACACUGCUGUUGCUGCUGAAGUUUGUGAAGAGCUGUUCACUCCAUUCCCUCCACACUCUGAGCUUGCACUGAACGGAGUUGAAGUGUUCUUGAAUUCGAGUGGAAGCCAUCAUCAGUUGAGAAAGCUGGAUCUUCGUGUUCGUGCUUUGAAAGGUGCUACACAGACUCUUGGAGGAGUUUAUAUGUACAGUAAUCAUCAGGGAUGUGAUGGUGGUCGUCUUUACUACGAUGGGUGUUCUUGUGUUGUUGUAAAUGGAGAAGUUGUUUCUCUUGGCUCACAAUUUUCUUUGAAGGAUGUGGAGUUAGUUGUUGCUCAGGUGGAUUUGGACAAGGUUACCAGUCUUAGAGGAUCUGUGAUUAGCUUUCAAGAACAAUCAAAAGGCAGAUCUACAUUAAAAUCAGUAUCAGUACCCGUCAAUCUUUGCCAAUCUUUUGACAGACAAGUUGCCCUUUCUAAUCCCAUUAAGAUCAAUUAUCACUGCCCUGAGGAAGAAAUUGCACUAGGCCCUGCUUGCUGGCUAUGGGAUUAUCUGAGAAGAAGUGGAGCUUCAGGAUUCUUGCUUCCUCUUUCUGGUGGAGCUGAUAGCUCCUCUGUCUCUGCCAUUGUUGGCUCCAUGUGCAACCUUGUUGUCAAAGAAAUUGCUGAAGGAAAUGAACAAGUCAAAGUUGAUGCAAUUCGUAUCGGAUGUUAUCCUGAAGGGCAAUAUCCUACUGAUCCCAAAGAAUUUGCAGGCCGCAUAUUUUACACUCUUUUCCUUGGAACCGAAAACAGUUCUCAAGAUACAAGAAACCGUGCACUGAAACUUGCUGCUGAAGUCGGUUCAAAACACUACAAUCUUACAAUCGAUAGCGUUGUUUUAUCGCUGGUCACCUUCUUCCAAAAGCUAACUGGCAAGCUACCACAAUAUACGGUUGAUGGAGGUUCUGAAGUUGAGAACUUAGCACUGCAGAACAUUCAAGCAAGAAUCAGAAUGGUUAUAGCCUUCAUGUUGGCCUCACUCUUGCCGUGGAUCAAUAAUAAACCGAAGUAUCAUCUCGUUUUGAGUACCUCCAAUGUCGAUGAAGGACUCCGUGGUCACUUGACAAAGUAUGAUUGCAGCUCAGCAGAUUUGAAUCCUCUGGGAAGUAUGAACAAGACUGAUAUUUGGGCGUUUAUGCGAUGGGGAGCUGUGAAUCUUGGUUAUCCAACUCUAGCUGAAGUGGCCGAUGCUCCUCCAAGUGCUGAAUUGGAGCCUAUUCGCGAAGACUACAGACAACUUGAUGAAUUAGAUAUGGGAAUGACUUAUGAAGAACUCUCCAUGUAUGGAAGGUUGCGAAAGAUUUUCCGUUGCGGCCCUGUCUCCAUGUUUAAGAAUUUGUGCUGUGAAUGGAGCACAAAAUGUUCCCCAUCAGAAGUGGCUGACAAAGUCAAGCUUUUCUUCCAUUAUUACUCCAUCAAUCGCCACAAAAUGACUACUUUAACACCUUCCUACUAUGUUGAGAGUUAUUCAGCAGAGGACAACAGAUACGAUCUUCGCCAAUUCUUGUACAAUAUUUCAUGGCCGUACCAAUUCCGAAAGAUGGAUGAACUUGUUGCUAAGUUAGAAGGCAACAAAGCAAAUUUAAAUAAGCAACAGCCAUUGGAUGUUCCUGCAAAUGGUCAUUAGCUGAAAAGCUUCAGAAGUCCUAUGGUCCAAGAUUAUAACCUCUAUGGACUAAGUGUGUGCAAAAUAAGGCUUGUAGCCAUAAUUUUUAUUUUGCAAUCUGAAUUAAGCCAUAGAUUGUGGAUCUUUAAAUCAUCGGAAAAGUGGUCCUGCAAGAAUUUUCAGGCAGGAUCAUUUGAUAUUUAUGGAUCAUAUAUAUGCAAGUGUCAAUUCUAAGUGCUUUGCCAUGUAUUUUAACUUUUUGUUACCGAUCUAUUAAUAAGAAAAGUUUGCUUUUCUUGUUA
Messenger RNA from Mercurialis annua (annual mercury), 2538 nucleotides. Its product is annotated as glutamine-dependent NAD(+) synthetase-like. Gene Ontology annotation, biological process: NAD+ biosynthetic process. The record is from RefSeq and is a predicted model, not a curated record. The coding region runs from base 116 to 2257 and encodes 713 amino acids. Gene Ontology annotation, cellular component: cytoplasm. The transcript is spliced from 13 exons. NCBI's taxonomy places the organism in Eukaryota, Viridiplantae, Streptophyta, Magnoliopsida, Malpighiales, Euphorbiaceae. Gene Ontology annotation, molecular function: ATP binding; NAD+ synthase (glutamine-hydrolyzing) activity; glutaminase activity.